This is a messenger RNA of Musa acuminata subsp. malaccensis (wild Malaysian banana), 2224 nucleotides long. RefSeq lists its product as uncharacterized. Lineage: Eukaryota; Viridiplantae; Streptophyta; Magnoliopsida; Zingiberales; Musaceae. The record is from RefSeq and is a predicted model, not a curated record. Gene Ontology annotation, cellular component: membrane; Golgi apparatus. Gene Ontology annotation, biological process: transport.
AGACGCUCGUCCUCCACCAGCGACUUAUUUCGGUAAGUGGAGUCUCGGCGGCGUUUACUGCGAGAUUUCACGGAUCUUUUUGGGUCCUUCCCUCUUCUUCUUACAGGAGUCAAAGAGGAAUUCUUGGGCCCAGAGAUGCGUCCCCGUCGCCGUCCCGAUCUGGUCCAUCUAGGGGUUUUGCUAGGAUUUCUUCUCCUGUGUUAUCGCGCCGGGGCUUCGAUCCAUGAGUACUCCAAUGGCGCAUUCACUCCCCGCUCCAAUUCCUUCUUCUUCCACGGCGGCAGCGAGGGCCUCUAUGCCUCCGCCGUGGUCAACAUCACCGCCCCCUCCUCCGACGGCGAUUCUUUCAUCCAGUUUGAAUCUGUCACCUUCAGGCGCACAAAAGAAUCAGCAUCGAAGCAUAGUGAUAUGCAACAAAAUACUGGGUUAGUAGAAGCUAUAAUAGUUGAAAUUCAAGACAGGGAUAAGAUUGGUGGUAGAUACCUAAACACCAAUGCUAUAUGCUGCACUCGUGAACUCAAUGAUCAGAAUCUCUGUAAAGUUGGGGAAGUAAUCAUUCGUCCAACUCAGGCUAACUCAGAUUGGCCAAAACGCAUUCAGACAUUUUUUGAGGGUAGUAGUAAAGAAACAACUAUGAUGACUCAGACUAUUCCUAUAAGAAAAACUGGAAUGUAUUACCUUUAUUUUAUGUUUUGUGAUCCACUACUUAUAGGAAUGGUAAUUAAAGGUCGAACUGUUUGGAGAAAUCCAUACGGUUAUCUUCCUGGAAAAAUGGCACCUUUAAUGACAUUCUAUGGAUUCAUGUCAUUGGCAUAUCUUUUACUUGGUCUCAUCUGGUUUCUACAAUUUGUGCGACAUUGGAGGCAUACAUUGCAGCUUCACUAUCAUAUCACAGCUGUAAUAGCUCUAGGCAUGUGUGAAAUGGCUUUUUGGUAUUUCGAAUAUGCAAAUUUUAAUUCCACUGGAACUAGACCUAUGGGCGUAACCAUUUGGGCAGUCACUUUCACUGCUGUAAAAAAGACUGUUUCUCGGCUUCUGCUUUUGGUAGUUUCCAUGGGCUUUGGUGUUGUUCGACCAACAUUGGGUGGGAUAACUUCAAAAGUUGCUGUUCUUGGUGCGGUGUAUUUUGUUGCCUCAGUAGCUCUGGAACUUGUUGAGCAUUUGGGAAACAUCAAUGACUUUGCUGGAAAGGCAAGAUUGUUCCUGGUGCUGCCUGUUGCACUUUUGGAUGCAACUUUCAUUGUUUGGAUAUUUUCAUCAUUGUCAAAAACUCUAGAAAAGCUUCAGGUAAGGAGAAGUAUAGCAAAACUGGAGCUAUAUCGCAAGUUUACCAACACUCUUGCUGUUUCUAUUCUUCUUUCACUUCUCUGGAUUGGCUAUGAGUUGUAUUUCAAUGCAACUGAUCCCCUAAGUGAACUUUGGCAAAGGGCUUGGAUUGUCUCUGCAUUCUGGAAUGUCCUGUCAUACGUACUCCUUGGAAUUAUCUGCAUCCUAUGGGCUCCAUCUCAUAAUCCAACUGGUUUUGCAUAUUCGGAGGACACAAACGACGACUUUGAUGACGAGGGAGUUUCCCUUACUGGAAGUGGUGCCAGGGGAAUUGGUGAUAAUUUGAGCAAACUGGAGAGAAAGGAAAGGAAGAAUAUGGAUCAUGUAUUUGGGAUUGGAAAUGAUAUCGAGGAGGAUAAGCGGGAGUAGCUGCCUUCCCUGGAUGGGGUUCUAAUCUUCCAUCAUGUUAUGCCUGCUAUACCUCAUUCUCCAAGACACAAUGAAUUCAUUGAUGUGGUGCAUGCUAGGCCAGCUCUACAUGGAAUGAUCUCUAUCUUUAUUGUGGUAUUUGGCCAGGGACACACUGCUCUUCUGUACCGUCUCCGAGCACGCCUACAUGUGGAUUCUACUACACACCUGAAACUGCAUCAAAGAUGGUGCUCGCUGUUCAUAGCUGGAAUCAUGGGGGGGGGGGACUGCUAGCUUCUAAGCCUAUAUGGAUUUGGUGAAUAAAAGUGUUAAGAAUCUUGUUCAUGGUAGGUGUGCAACUUGUCAUCAUCAGUGUAAUGGUUUGGUGGUCGAUCUUCCUGUACCUGUGCCACAUCUAUUUCACUUGCCAACCAUUAAUCUCACACUUCAUGUUCCUGUCUAGUUCAGGUCAAUCUUGGGAUUCAUUCUCAAGAUCCAGCCUCAGUUUUAAUAUCUAAUUAUGAUUUCAGGAAGCUAUCUUCUUCCAUUA